Dipodomys ordii (Ord's kangaroo rat) is the source of this 6694-nucleotide messenger RNA. RefSeq names its product lipoxygenase homology domains 1 (gene Loxhd1). Gene Ontology annotation, molecular function: protein binding. The transcript is spliced from 40 exons. Bases 1 to 6651 code for a protein of 2216 amino acids. The record is from RefSeq and is a predicted model, not a curated record. Lineage: Eukaryota; Metazoa; Chordata; Mammalia; Rodentia; Heteromyidae.
AUGAUGCCCCAGAAGAAGAAGAGGAGGAAAAAAGACAUCGACUUCCUGCGCGUGUAUGAGGAGGAGCUUCUGAACUAUGUCUCAGAGGAUGACGAGGAUGAGCUGGAACAUGAAUACUACAAGGCUAAAGUCUAUGAGGUGGUUACAGCCACUGGGGAUGUCCGUGGUGCAGGGACAGAUGCCAAUGUCUUCAUCACGAUAUUUGGAGAGAAUGGGCUUUCUCCCAAGCUCCAUCUCACCAGCAAGAGUGAGUCUGCUUUUGAGAAAGCCAAUGUCGAUGUGUUCCGAAUCAGAACCAACAACGUGGGCCUCAUCUAUAAAAUCAGGAUUGAGCAUGACAACACCGGUUUGAAUGCCAGCUGGUAUCUGGACCGUGUGAUCGUGACUGACAUGAAGAGGCCUCAUCUUCGUUACUACUUCAACUGCAACAACUGGUUGAGCAAAGAGGAAGGUGACCGCCAGUGGUGCCGGGAUCUGCUGGCCAGCUUCAACCCCAUGGACACGCCCAGAGGUAACAAGUACGAAAUCAAGGUAUAUACUGGUGAUGUGAUUGGUGCAGGGACAGACGCCGAUGUUGUCAUCAAUAUCUUUGGAGAGUAUGGAGACACAGGGGAGCGUAGGUUGGAAAGCGGAAAGGACAACUUUGAAAGGGGAGCUGAAGAUAAGUUCUUACUGGAUGCCCCGGAUUUGGGGCAGCUGAUGAAGAUCAAUGUGGGCCACAACAACAAGGGGAGUUCUGCAGGUUGGUUCCUGUCCAAGAUUGUCAUUGAAGAUAUUGGGAACAAAAGGAAAUAUGACUUUCCCCUUAACCGUUGGCUGGCUUUGGAUGAAGAUGAUGGCAAAAUCCAAAGGGAUAUUUUAGUGGGUGGAGCUGAAACCACAGCGAUCACCUAUAUUGUCACCAUCUUCACGGGGGAUAUCCGGGGAGCUGGGACCAAAUCCAAAAUCUACUUGGUUAUGUACGGAGCCAGAGGGAAUAAGAAUAGUGGGAAGAUCUUCUUGGAGGGAGGCGUGUUUGACCGAGGUCGUACAGAUAUCUUCCAGAUAGAACGGGCUGUCCUCCUCAGCCCCCUCAGUCGGGUCUCCAUUGGCCAUGGUAAUGUGGGCGUCAACAGAGGCUGGUACUGUGAGAAGGUGGUAAUCCUGUGCCCCUUCACUGGUAUCCAGCAGACCUUCCCCUGCAGCAACUGGCUGGAUGAAAAGAAAGCAGAUGGGCUGAUUGAGAGGCAGCUCUACGAGAUGGUGUCUCUCAGGAAGAAACGGCUAAAAAAAUUUGCUUGGUCCCUGUGGGUCUGGACGACUGACCUGAAGAAAGCUGGUACCAACUCACCCAUCUUCAUCCAGAUUUACGGGCAGAAGGGGCGGACAGAUGAGAUUCUCCUGAAUCCCAACAACAAAUGGUUCAAACCAGGCACCGUCGAGAAGUUUAGGAUUGAGCUCCCAGAUCUCGGCAGAUUUUAUAAAAUUCGGGCAUGGCAUGAUAGAAGGAAUCCUGGCUCUGGAUGGCACUUAGAAAGGAUGACAUUGAUGAACAUUCUGAACAAAGACAAAUAUAACUUCAAUUGCAAUCGCUGGCUGGAUGCCAAUGAGGAUGAUAACGAGAUUGUGAGGGAAAUGACUGCAGAGGGUCCAACAGUGCGGAGAAUAAUGGGCAUGGCCCGCUACCGCGUGACCGUCUGCACAGGGGAGCUUGAAGGUGCAGGGACCGAUGCCAACGUCUACCUCUGCCUUUAUGGUGAUGUGGGGGACACAGGCGAGCGGCUGCUCUACAACUGCAGGAACAACACUGAGCUGUUUGAGAAAGGCAACGCUGAUGAGUUCACCAUCGAGUCAGUUACCAUGCGGAAGGUUAGGCGAGUACGGGUCAGGCAUGAUGGCAAAGGCUCGAGUAGCAGCUGGUACUUGGACCGGGUGCUGGUGAGAGAGGAAGGCCAGCCGGAGAGCGACAACGUGGAGUUUCCAUGUCUCAGGUGGCUGGACAAGGAUCAGGAUGAUGGGCAGCUGGUCCGAGAGCUGCUGCCUAGUGAUAGCAGUGCCACACUUAAGAACUUCCGCUAUCACAUCAGCGUGAAGACUGGAGAUAUCUCUGGGGCCAGCACCGAUUCUAAGGUCUACAUCAAGCUCUACGGGGAAAAAUCUGACACCAUCAAGCAAGUGCUUCUGGUCUCUGACAAUAAUCUCAAAGACUAUUUUGAACGUGGCCGGGUGGAUGAGUUUACUCUUGAAACCCUGAACAUCGGAACUAUCAACCGGCUGGUGAUUGGGCAUGAUAGCACAGGCAUGCAUUCAAGUUGGUUCCUGGGCAGUGUCCAGGUCCGAGUGCCUCGCCAAGGCAAGCAGUACACCUUUCCUGCCAACCGCUGGCUGGACAAGAACAAGGCUGACGGGCGUCUGGAGGUAGAGCUGUACCCGAGUGAGGUCGUCGAGAUCCAGAAAUUGGUUCACUACGAGGUUGAGAUUUGGACUGGGGAUAUAGGUGGUGCCGGCACCACUGCUCGAGUCUUCAUGCAGAUCUAUGGUGAGGAAGGCAAGACUGAAGUGCUCUUCCUCUCCAGCCGUUCCAAAGUUUUUGAUCGGGCAUCCAAGGACAUAUUCCAGCUGGAGGCAGCAGAUGUGGGUGAGAUCUACAAGAUCCGGCUGGGGCACACCGGUGAGGGCUUCGGGCCCAGCUGGUUCGUGGACACAGUGUGGCUGCGGCACCUGGUGGUGCGGGAAGAGGACCUCACACCUGAGGAGGAGGCCAGGAAGAAGAAAGAGAAAGACAAGCUGCGGCAGCUGCUCAAGAAGGAGCGCCUGAAGGCCAAGCUACAGAGGAAGAAAAAGAAGAAAAAGAAAGGCAGCGAUGAGGAGGAAGAGAGUGGGGAGGAGGAGGAGUCUUCAUCAGAGGAAUCUUCCUCUGAAGAGGAGGAGGAGGAGGAGUCAGAAGAGGAGGAGGAGGAGGAGGAAUAUGGGCCUGGGAUGCAGGCAGUAAUUGAACAGCACAAGUUCGAAGCCCAUCGUUGGCUGGCCCGAGGCAAGGAGGAUGAUGAACUUGUCGUGGAGUUGGUGCCAACAGGCCAGUCGGGUCCUGAGCCUAAUACUUAUGAAGUCCAGGUGAUCACAGGGAAUGUGCCUAAGGCGGGCACUGAUGCUAACGUCUACCUGACCAUCUAUGGUGAGGAAUAUGGGGACACUGGAGAGCGGUCUCUGAAGAAGUCAGACAAGUCCAACAAGUUUGAACAGGGGCAGACAGACACCUUCACCCUCUAUGCCAUUGACCUAGGGCCUCUGACCAAGAUUCGGAUUCGCCAUGACAACACAGGCAGCAGACCAGGCUGGUUUCUGGACAGAAUAGACAUCACUGAUAUGAACAAUGAGAUCACGUACUACUUCCCAUGCCAACGCUGGCUGGCAGUGGAGGAGGAUGAUGGCCAGCUAUCCAGGGAGUUGUUGCCAGUGGACGAGUCCUAUGUGCUGCCCAGUGAGGAUGACGAAGGUGGGGGGCAUGGUGACAAUAACCCCCUGGACAACAUGGCGCUGGAACAAAAAGAUAAAUCAACUACAUUCUCAGUGACCAUAAAGACUGGGGACAAGAAGAAUGCAGGCACAGAUGCCAACGUCUUCAUCACACUCUUUGGCACACAAGAUGACACUGGAAUAACCCUCCUGAAGUCCUCAAAGACCAACACCGACAAAUUUGAGAGAGACAGCAUUGAAAUCUUCACAGUGGAAACACUGGAUCUGGGAGACCUGUGGAGAGUUAGGAUCGGCCAUGACAACACAGGAAAGGCCCCAGGCUGGUUUGUAGACUGGGUGGAGGUGGAUGCUCCCUCUCUUGGAAAGCGCAUGACAUUUCCCUGUGGCCGCUGGCUGGCCAAGAAUGAAGAUGAUGGGAUGAUCGUCAGGGACCUCUUCCACGCGGAGCUUCAGACAAGGCUGUACACACCAUUUGUCCCUUACGAGAUCACUCUCUACACCAGUGAUGUCUUUGCUGCUGGGACAGAUGCCAACAUCUUCAUUGUCAUCUAUGGCUGUGAUGCUGUGUGCACCACACAGAAGUUCCUGUGCACCAACAAGAGGGAGCAGAAGAUGUUCUUUGAGAGGAAGUCUGCCUCCCGCUUCAUUGUGGAGUUAGAGGAUGUGGGUGAAAUCAUUGAAAAAAUCCGGAUUGGCCAUGAUAAUACAGGCGUAAAUCCUGGAUGGCACUGUUCACACGUGGACAUCCGCAGGCUCCUCCCGGAUAAAGAUGGUACAGAGACCUUGACUUUCCCAUGUGAUCGGUGGCUUGCCACCUCUGAGGACGACAAGAAAACCAUUCGAGAGCUGGUCCCUUAUGACAUCUUCACCGAGAAAUACAUGAAAGAUGGCUCGUUAAGGCAAGUCUACAAGGAAGUGGAGGAGCCUCUGGACAUUGUGCUGUAUUCAGUGCAGAUCUUCACAGGGAAUGUUCCAGGAGCAGGGACGGACGCUAGGGUCUACAUCACCAUCUAUGGAGACCUAGGGGACACAGGAGAGCGCUACCUUGGCAAGUCAGAGAACCGCAUCAACAAAUUCGAGAAAGGAACGGCUGACACCUUCAUCAUUGAGGCUGCUGACCUGGGUGUCAUCUACAAGAUCAAGCUCCGCCAUGACAACACCAAGUGGUAUGCAGACUGGUACGUGGAGAAGGUAGAAAUCUGGAAUGACACCAAUGAGGAUGAAUUCCUGUUCCUCUGUGGGCGCUGGCUGUCUUUGAAGAAAGAGGAUGGUCGACUGGAGAGGCUCUUUUAUGAGAAGGAGUACACUGGGGACCGCAGUAGCAACUGCAGUAGCCCUGCUGACUUCUGGGAAAUCGCCUUGAGCUCCAAGAUGGCUGAUGUAGACAUUGCCACGGUAACAGGGCCCAUGGUUGACUACGUUCAGGAGGGUCCAGUUAUUCCUUACUAUGUGUCAGUUACCACUGGGAAACACAAGGAUGCAGCUACUGACAGCCGAGCCUUCAUCCUACUCAUCGGGGAGGAUGAUGAGCGCAGCAACCGCAUCUGGCUAGAUUACCCUCAAGGGAAGAAGGGUUUCCGCUGUGGCUCUGUGGAGGAGUUCUAUGUUGGAGGCUUAGAUGUGGGCAUCAUCAAGAAGAUAGAGGUGCUUUAUGAAAUGACAGUGUGGACAGGAGAUGUGGUUGGUGGGGGCACUGACUCCAACAUCUUCAUGACACUGUACGGCAUCAACGGGAGCACAGAAGAAGUACAGCUGGACAAGAAGAAGGCCAGGUUUGAGAGGGAACAGAAUGACACCUUCAUCAUGGAGAUCCUGGACAUUGCUCCUUUCACCAAGAUGCGCAUCCGCAUCGAUGGCCUGGGCAGCCGGCCAGAGUGGUUCCUGGAGAAGGUCCUGCUGAAGAACAUGAACACCGGAGACCUGACCAUGUUCUACUACAGAGACUGGCUGUCCCAGCGGAAGGGCAAGAAGACCCUGGUGUGUGAGAUGUGUGCUGUCAUCGAUGGGGAGGAAAUGAUGGAAUGGACGUCCUAUACUGUCACAGUGAAGACCAGCGACAUCCUGGGAGCGGGCACCGAUGCUAAUGUGAGCAUCAUCAUCUUCGGGGAGAAUGGAGACAGUGGGACCCUGGCUCUGAAGCAGUCGGCGAACUGGAACAAGUUUGAACGGAACAACACGGAUACCUUCAACUUCUCUGACAUGCUGAGCCUGGGCCACCUCUGCAAGCUGAGGGUCUGGCAUGACAACAAAGGAAUAUUUCCUGGCUGGCACCUGAGCUAUGUUGAUGUGAAGGACAACUCCCGAGAUGAGACCUUCCGCUUCCAAUGUGACUGCUGGCUCUCCAAGAGUGAGGGUGACAGGCAGACGGUCCGUGACUUUGCGUGUGCCAACAAUGCGAUCCGGGAGGAGCUGGAGGAGACCACCUAUGAGAUUGUCAUAGAAACGGGCAAUGGCGGUGAAACCAGGGAGAAUGUCUGGCUCAUCCUGGAGGGCAGGAAGAACCGAUCCAAAGAGUUCCUUGUGGAAAAUUCUUCCAGACAGAGAGCCUUUAGGAAGGGGGCCACUGACACAUUUGAGUUCGACAGCAUCUUCUUGGGGGACAUUGCCUCUUUGUGUGUAGGCCACUUGGCCAGGGAGGAUCGAUUCAUCCCAAAAAGAGAGCUGGCCUGGCAUGUCAAGACUAUCACCAUCACCGAGAUGGAAUACAGCAAUGUCUACUUCUUUAACUGUGACUGCCUCAUCCCCCUCAAAAGGAAGAGGAAGUACUUCAAGGUAUUUGAAGUUACCAAGACUACUGAAAGCUUUGCAAGCAGGAUCCAGAGCCUGGUACCUGUCAAGUAUGAAAUUAUCGUGACAACAGGUUAUGAACUAGGGGCUGGCACUGAUGCCAAUGUCUUUGUGACCAUCUUUGGGUCCAACGGGGACACAGGCAAAAGGGAGCUGAAGCAGAAAAUGCGCAACCUCUUUGAGAGAGGCAGUACAGAUCGCUUCUUCCUGGAGACGCUGGAGCUGGGUGAGCUGCGAAAAGUGCGUCUAGAGCAUGACAGCAGUGGCUACUACUCGGGCUGGCUAGUGGAUAAAGUGGAGGUCACCAACACUAGCACUGGGGUGGCCACGAUCUUCACCUGUGGCAGGUGGCUGGACAAGUCUCGGGGGGAUGGGCUCACCUGGAGGGACCUCUUCCCUUCUGUCUGAGAGGAUGGUCUUGGCCACAUCCUUCCUGCUUCCAUUUAGAUGC